This is a messenger RNA of Meloidogyne enterolobii, 711 nucleotides long. The record is from the annotation of a GenBank genome assembly. NCBI's taxonomy places the organism in Eukaryota, Metazoa, Nematoda, Chromadorea, Rhabditida, Meloidogynidae.
UCAAGCAUCAUCGGUCGCUAAUACAUUGGAAAAUUUUUCGGAAAAUAAUAAAAAUCCGUUAACUUUUUGCUCAACAGCUUCAAUUCCUUCUGACUCUGAUGAAAUGGAUGGGAUGGAUAUGUUUUCUAUUGAUGACAAUGAUAAUGGCCAAGGCUCUAAUAAUGCCAAAAAUCCUCACAAAAAUAUUUUUCCUAGGUUUUUUCUUUUUAAUUUGAAAAUUUUUUUAUUCUUCAAGUGCUGGAUUAUCUUCUGAAUGGCCUAAAAAUCUGCCAGUAAAUACACCUCCAUCAGCUUGUGGAGAUUUUAGCGGUUAUCAAACUGCUUGGAAGGAUGGAAAUGACACAACGAAUAAAAAUGGUUUGUAAAAAUAUUUUUUAACCCUUUUAACAAAUUCGGGAGAUCCUUCUCUUCAUCGGAUCAUUUAUUAAUAUGAAUCAUUUGCCAGGAUUAUUGGAAACUGAGCCAUCAGUUUGUUCUUGUCUUUGUGGCAAAGACCACAUUCGAGUUUUGAAUGAACAGGAAAAGGAGAAUUUUGAUCUUCCUACUACGGUUUCAACUGAUUCGAACAAGAAGAGUGAUCAAAAGGUUUUUUUUAUUUUCUUAUCCUUUUUGAGGGAGUUUAACUUAUUUUAUGAAGAGGGACGCCUUAAAGAGAGGCAUUUAGCCAUUCUCCUUCCCCCUCCGUUAUAUGGUGUACGUCUUGAUUAUUAA